This is a messenger RNA of Coregonus clupeaformis (lake whitefish), 2342 nucleotides long. Its product is annotated as arginyl aminopeptidase (aminopeptidase B). Gene Ontology annotation, biological process: proteolysis. Gene Ontology annotation, molecular function: zinc ion binding; metalloaminopeptidase activity. The coding region runs from base 110 to 2005 and encodes 631 amino acids. NCBI's taxonomy places the organism in Eukaryota, Metazoa, Chordata, Actinopteri, Salmoniformes, Salmonidae. The transcript is spliced from 11 exons. The record is from RefSeq and is a predicted model, not a curated record.
UGCUGGAGAUGUGCAGUUGUUGGAUCCCCACCGAAGAAGAAGAAGUGCGGCUAAUCGCUUGAGGAAGAAUCACGUUUACCCAGUCAUUGUUGUUGUAGGCUACUAAAAUAUGGAAAAAUCUCUCAAACUGCACUCCGAUCUCGCAGAAGACGUGGCUACGUCCUCGAGCUUUCGUCAAUUCAAGAUAAAACACUUCCACUUGGAUCUAAGCGUGGACUUUGAGAAGAGAACUUUGAGAGGAACUGAAACGCUACAGCUGAAAUGCAUCCAAGAUUCUCAAAGCGAGCUACUGUUGGACAUUCAUCCCUCUCUCUCAAUGCAAGAGGUGUCCUACUGCCGAAGUGAAGAUGAUUCGGAUUCGGUGAAAGUAGAAUUCCUGACGCGCAACUUCACCAGUUAUGGCACCACACUGGUUGUAAAAUUCCCAUCACCAUGUAAAAUUGAGGAACAGUUUCGAGUGGUGGUCAAGUUUGUUGCAUCCGAUGGACCAGGGGUGUGCUGGCUGGAUCCAGAGCAGACAGCUGGGAAGGCCAAGCCUUACGUCUUCACCCAGGGCCAGGCCGUGCUCAACCGCUCCUUCUUCCCCUGCUUUGACACGCCGGCCGUCAAGAGCACCUACUCGGCCUCCGUGAAGGUUCCUGAUGGUUUCACAGCAGUGAUGAGUGCCAGUAAAGGAGAACACAGGAUGGCAAACAACACGUUCCUGUUCACCAUGGAACAGCCCAUCCCCUCCUACCUGGUGGCCUUGGCUGUAGGAGACUUGGUCUCUGCUGAGGUUGGGCCAAGGACCCGAGUGUGGACAGAGCCAUGCCUACUGCAGGCAGCCAAGCAGGAGUACGACGGAGUCAUCGAGGAAUUUCUGGCUGUGGGGGAGAAACUAUUUGGACCCUACGUCUGGGGAAGGUAUGACGUGCUGUUCAUGCCACCGUCAUUCCCCUUCGGGGGCAUGGAGAACCCCUGCCUCACCUUCGUCACCCCCUGCCUCCUGGUCGGAGACCGCUCACUGGCUGACGUCAUCGUGCACGAGAUCUGCCACAGCUGGUUCGGUAAUCUGGUAACCAAUGCCAACUGGGGCGACUUCUGGCUCAACGAGGGCUUCACCAUGUACGCCCAGCGCCGGGUGUGCAGGGAGAUCUACGGAGAGGCCAUCACUAGUCUGGAGGCAGCGACUGGGAGGGCUUUACUCAGACAGCACAUGGACAACACCGGAGAGGACCACCCUCUCAACAAACUGCGUGUGAAGAUCAAACCAGGUGUUGACCCUGAUGACACUUACAAUGAGACGCCUUAUGAGAAGGGCUUCUGUUUCGUCUCCUACCUGGCCCACCUGGCUGGAGAACAGAGUCACUUCGAUGCCUUCCUCAAGGCCUACGUUGACAAGUUCAAGUUCUGCAGUGUUAUGGCCGAGGACGCCCUGGAGUUCUUCCUGGAGUAUUUCCCUGACCUGAAGAAGAAAGGAGUACACAAUAUUGAGGGUCUGGAAUUUGAUAGCUGGCUCAAUGUGCCCGGUUGGCCUCCCUAUCUCCCUGACCUGUCGGCUGGCCAGAGCCUGAUGAAGCCUGCUGAGCAGCUGUCAGAGCUGUGGGCUGCCGAGGGCCUGGAUAUGGCCAGCAUCAAGAAGACCAACAUCCAGUCCUGGGAGACUUACCAGGCUGUCUACUUCUUGGAGAAGAUCAUAGAGAAGUCCCCACUGCCUAGAGGUAAUAUGGAGAAACUGGAGGAGCAGUACCCUCACAUCGUGAAGUCAAACAACGCUGAGCUACGACUGCGCUGGGCCCUGCUCGUCGCCAAUAAUCAUCACCAGCCAGGAUAUCAACAUGUGCGCAGUUUCCUCAGCUGCCAGGGGAAACAGAAGUACACAUUGCCUGUGUACCGUGCACUGUGGAAUGGAUCAGCGGAGACCAGGGCUCUGGCCACAGAGAUCUUCAAUGCCACCUCCCAUCAGCUCCAUGUCAACGUCCACAACUACGUCAAGAAGAUCAUAGGAGCUGAACAUGCGAUCUAGUCUAACUGACCCUGGCCUAGAGAUAUAAUAGAGGAGGAGUAGUAGUCUUACCCAGUACUUUCAGAUGGCCUCCUUUAUUUAAAUGUACUGUACCAGGUUAGGUUGAGAUGCCAAUAUCAUCUUGUUUUUCUCUAGCCUGGUCAGUGGUCACAAAGGAAGAGGCCAUUUGACAUCUUUCACAUGCAUCUUUUAUGGUUAAUUUUUUGUAUUUACGCAGGCCAGCCUGAAAGGCUCUGCUGUGGGCAUAUCUUACUUAAAGCACUUACUAUGGGAGGGCAUAAAACUGUGUAAGUAGUAUUUGUAAAAAAUUUAAAUAAAAAGGAUAAAUAUAAUUAAG